This is a messenger RNA of Closterium sp. Naga37s-1, 690 nucleotides long. The record is from the annotation of a GenBank genome assembly. Lineage: Eukaryota; Viridiplantae; Streptophyta; Zygnematophyceae; Desmidiales; Closteriaceae.
AUGGCUCGCAUUCGUCCGGCGUUCGUGCUGUUCGGCGACUCGUUGACGCAGCACUCGUUCAGCGAAGGCGGGUGGGGAGCAGCGCUGCAGAAUCAGUACGCGCGCAAGGUGGACGUGGUGUUACGGGGUUACAGCGGGUACAACACACGCUGGGCUCUCUUCCUCCUGCCCAAGAUCUUUCCCAAGGGUGACACGUCGAUUCCUCCUCCUGCCCUGGUGACUGUUUUUUUCGGCGCCAAUGACGCUGCGCUGCCAGGGAGAACAAGCGGCAAGCAGCACGUGCCGAUUCCAGAGUUCAAGGAGAACCUGCGAGUCAUAGUCACUCACCUGCAGUCGCUGGGUCCCAACGUGCGUGUGGUGCUAAUCACGCCACCCCCUGUGGACGAGGCUGGUCGCAUGGAGUUUGCCAAAGCGAUGUACGGUGAGCAGUGCAUGAAGGAACCAGAGCGGACGAAUGAGGUCACAGGGAAGUAUGCGGCAGCGGUGGGGGAGGUGGCAGAGACGUGUGGGGGUGUACCUGUGAUUGACCUCUGGACCGUGCUGCAGCAACAACCCAACUGGCAGACCCUGCUCAGGUCAGCACGGACACAUGCACACACGCACCCGCACACGCACAGAGUCACUCUUGUGCUGAACGAGGUAUGCGGGGACAGAGGGAGGUGGCAGAGGCGUGUGGGGGCGUGCCUGUGA